Messenger RNA from Clupea harengus (Atlantic herring), 2562 nucleotides. It is a transcript of the gene pdap1a, whose product is annotated as pdgfa associated protein 1a. The record is from RefSeq and is a predicted model, not a curated record. Lineage: Eukaryota; Metazoa; Chordata; Actinopteri; Clupeiformes; Clupeidae.
CGCUAGUGUUCGUUUGGCUCUUUUACGGAGUGGACGUCGCAUUGUCAGGCAAAGGCCUCAGCAUACGUUGAAAAGAAUUUAGCUACAUUUUUACCUAGGUUAUAGUCAAGUGGGUAACGCGGCUGUUUUUUCAAUCUGUUGUCAUUUAAAACGGUUUUAAUUCAUUAUUUUAACUUUCAAAACCUCAUCAACAGCGGAACAUGCCAAGAGGUGGUAAAAAGGGCCACAAAGGCCGUGGAAAACAAUUCAGUAAUCCCGAGGAGAUUGACCGACAGAUGAGGGUGCAGAGAGAGAAGGAGGCAAAUGAAGGAGUGGAAAAAGAAAGUGGCUCAGAUUCUGAAGAAGAGACUAGCAGCAGUGAUGACGACACUCAGGCAAAGAGAAAAGGAGUGGAGGGUCUGAUUGAGAUAGAGAAUCCCAAUCGUGCGUCUCAGAAGAGCAAGAAGGUGACUGAAGUGGAUGUCGCUGCACCAAGAGAACUGUCACGUCGUGAGAGGGAGGAGAUUGAGAAGCAGCAAGCCAAAGAACGCUACAUGAAGCUGCAUCUUGAGGGGAAGACCGAUCAGGCAAGAGCUGACCUUGCCAGGUUAGCCAUCAUCAAAAAACAGAGAGAGGAUGCAGCUAAGAAGAGGGAGGAUCAGAAGAAAGUAAAAGAAGAUCAAGACACAAAGUCCAAGCGCUAGCCCCGUCAGGCGUAACGGGCUGGACUGCUCUACGGGGAAGGGAAGGGAGGGGAGGGAACCAGUAUCUAAGGAGGGAGACAGCUCAGGGUUGCCCACACAUUCUUACCCCUUGUAGCCCCUCCACCUGUGUGCAGAGUGGCUGGGGCGAAAGGGGAGAGGGGGUGAGGGUGGUCUCUUUUUCAGGAGUCCUGAAGGGUGUGAGGAGUCAGGCUUGGAUCACGUGUCGUGCUGGACGGGUUGAUGAACGGUCGGUGGGAUGGUAACGCCAUUCUGCCCUGUGGCCGAUUCUAAAGGUGCCCUCAUGUUGAUCUUGCCCUGACUCUUUACUGUGUCCUGAUUCUUAUGCUGCUGGGAGUUCAUCCUUGAUUUUUAAUUGUUUUCUUUUUCACGACACAGAAGCUGUUUACGUCAGGUUGAGACAGGGACAUCUUACAAGGCUGGGUUUGGACUGGCAAACAUCAGUAUCAACAGGGCAACGCUAUAGCAUAAUUUGAGCACGUGCAACAAGUUAUCGCUUCCUGUCCUGUUCUGGCCUUUUACAUCCACCUCAUGUGUCUUGUCUCCGUAUCAAUGCAUAAGAUCACAAAUUUGAAAGGUUAAAUUGAUAGUGAGAGGACCGUAAACGCACUAACAACUCUGAUGGCAUGCAAUGCUCAUCUGCAACUAGUUUUCUUCAGGGUGCUUCAUUUUACCAAAUUAAACAGAAAUGUACGUACUUAUUUUUUUUUCAUUUUAUUUCGGUGAGAUGCCAUUCAUAAAGGGUAACUGGAGUAGUAGAGAGGCCUUUUGGCUACUAUCAAGUGUAGAGGCAGAGUGUGAGUGAUGCUUAGUCUGAGCUAUGGAGUAGCUCUAGAGUCUGCAGACUCGUCACUGUAUUGUCUCAGGGAGGUCCCAGUUCUUAGUUCAGUAAUGUGCCAUCAAUGACCAUUGGGGUGUGGAUUGUUGGAUUCGGUUAAGAAUAUAUAUGGGGAGCACAGAGAGAUGAAACAUCUUAAUUGAAAGUAAUUCAUGAAAAUGUUAAAUUGGUUUUGAGAGAAAAGCUAUCUGGAGCUGUAAAAACAGGUUUUGUGUGAUUCAUCCCCCAAGACAGAUGAGCUAACCGGGGACUUGAGUGGGCUAGUCUGAUUGGACAAGCGUGUUGUGUUCCUGUCCUUAGGAGUCAUGGGAAACGUGAACAGACACACACGUGGCACUUCACACAAAUGACAGCACUGAGGCAAUAAACACUCUUAUUUACCUCAUCACUUCCCCAAAGCAGACGUGGGCAUUCCUUACCUCGGAGAGCCAGAGAGAUGGACUCGUGUAGUUGCAUCCUUUCUGUCAAGUGACCCGUAAGCAAGGUUAUGUUUGUGUGGUUGUCCAGUAGCCCUGCCUGCCCUUAGGCAUUACUUCUGGUCAGGGUUCACCAGAACCUUUUGCACGGUGGUGGUUCAGGUAUACAGCAGUUAGCCUGUUUGCCAUUGUAAACAGGAUAAAAGUUAAAAAGCACUUCAUCCAGUUCCUGUCGUGCAUUCCCCUUUGUUGCUUUGUUGUCAUGUGCUCGCCUGGAAAUGGGACCUUUAUUUUUGUUUUGUUGCCUUUCAGAGUCUCUGAGGACCAAUUAACUGUCUCUACCCUUGUCAUUAACAUCCUAUGCUUAUGCCUGUACAUUAGGAGGGACCUUAAAUGCCUUGAACAAUGAGGAAGCAAUAUUCCCUUAAUCUAACAUACGUCAUUACUUUGGAAAAUAUACAUAUAUAUACAGGACAAAGUGUUAUAAAGAACAUUUUUAAAGAACUCAAGGACUGAAUUGUAUACUAGAACUGUUGGGACUGGUAGGAAUUGUACUUUUUUUGGUCAACUUGUUGUAUAGAAAUAAAUCCAUGGACUCAUUAUAAAA